Ostrea edulis (European flat oyster) is the source of this 2077-nucleotide messenger RNA. RefSeq names its product alpha-1A adrenergic receptor-like. NCBI's taxonomy places the organism in Eukaryota, Metazoa, Mollusca, Bivalvia, Ostreida, Ostreidae. The transcript is spliced from 2 exons. Gene Ontology annotation, cellular component: membrane. Gene Ontology annotation, molecular function: G protein-coupled receptor activity. The record is from RefSeq and is a predicted model, not a curated record. The coding region runs from base 632 to 1978 and encodes 448 amino acids. Gene Ontology annotation, biological process: G protein-coupled receptor signaling pathway.
AUUAAGAUUUUAUUUGCAUAGCCAUGUAUUACCCUUAUUACAAUAUUUAAAUAUUUCUUCAAAUUCUUUCUCAACGUCUUAAUUACCCUCUUCACAAACAAAAUGCCAAUUAUCUGUUUUUCUUGUCCAUGCUUGUGAUCCUUAUGGGAUAGCUAGGAGAAGACUGCCUGUGAAUUCAUCCCACGACUGUACAAAUAAAUGCACGAAACCCACUAAGCAGUCUUGCACAAAAGAGUUCAGCUUCCAUGUUAUUGAUUUUUUUUGCUUUCCACUUUUCCCUUCAACCCUGCGACUGUAAAGUAUAUGUUUGUUACAAAUUCUCAAAGAGGGUUAAUUACUGGACAGCAAUGUGAAGAGGAAGGGGAGAGGGCGAGGAACCAAUGCUCUCUAGAACAUCUUUUUUUUUCACCAAAUUCUUUCUGAAAUUUAUCAUCUGAUUUGCACAUCUGGUGUAUCUCACAAGCUGAGGCAAUAUUUACUUAUGCUGUGAAGAUUAGAAAGUUUUCAUGUUGAUGUGGAAAACACUAUGUUAGGUACUGCAAUAAAGACGGAUCACUAUAAUUCGAGGAUCACUGCUUGAUUUCAAAUGCCUUUUCAUGUCUUGAACUUCCCCCCGGAAUGAUUGAAUGGCAUGGAGAGAUCCGUCUACAACCAUAGCUAUCAAAGUGUUUUUGGCAACUCCAUUGGGAGAAUAGAACAGCAGGAACCAGCUUUCCUAAAGGGGGACCAGCAUAAUGUUCCCAAGCUGCAGACGUACCACCAGGAAGCCUACUACCUGUAUUUUGUGGCUGUCCUGGGACUCCUUCUAAAUAUUCUUGUGGCAAUUUUCAUUUUCAUCCGAAGGUCAAUGAGGAAGCUGACCAGUGCAUUUCUAGUUCACGCUUGUUUCUUGGACAGUCUAAAGGCUGCUUACUGCAUUCCAAUUGCAAACAAUCUGAUCACACAAAUCAAACCAUCGGACUGUGAUUUCUUUGGAGCUACUUAUGUGCUUAUCAUUACAGCUUCUAUAUUCAAUAUGGUGGCCAUGGUUUGCACUGAAGCCUACACUUUUGGAGAAGUGAAUAUUGGUGGGGAUUCCCAUGGUUCUCUGUGCUGUGUUAUUUUUGGCAUCAUCCUUGUUUAUAUUGCCAGUACUAUUUUACAUCUAGGACCUACCCUAAUAGGAGGAUAUUUUGAUUUCCAUCCCCAAAUUGGGAGCUGUUCCUUUGUGUUAGGUAAGCAGACGGGCUACGUGGCCCAUGUUAUGUGGAUUAUCAUCAUUACGCUGGCAGUAUUGUUUGUAAUCCACUUUAUCUGCAAACUUUACAAAGAGAUUCAAAUGAAUCAUCCUAAUCGUGUCUCCAUGUUGGUCCGGUCAUCCAUUACAAUCACAGACAAUCCACUCAAUUCCACAUGCAACAUCCGCAACAUGAUUAAAGACUCCAGUCAGCGUGCUAAAAUGUUUGUGCUCAGCACAAUCGCAUUUGUUCUUUGUUGGUACCCGCUAUUUUUGCUCAUACUUGUUGACUCAGAAUUCAAACAACGACCAAAGAUGUACCAGGCCUUCAGCUUCAUUGCCUGGACUCAAGGCACAAUCCAGCCCAUACUUUACAUUUGCUUUGAUAGACACAUUGACAUUUUGGCAAAAUACAUCUACUGUGAUCGUUAUCGACAACAAAAUCUGGCUGCCUUAGCUGACUGGUUAACAACACAAGCCGCAAUCAACCACGAAGAUCGCCAUGACGAAGAGGUGGAAGAUGAAAAUCAAACUGAAUUCAUCCCAGGUCAAGGUCAAUCUGGUAUUGAGGACACCAAUAGUAUCAACAUGGAUGACUGUAUAAGUGCUCUCAGUUCUCGUAGCACUUAUAGAUCUCGACCGAGCCAUGAGGCCACCCCUGAGUCAAACUCGGACAACACUUCCAGCUUGCUUAUGAGCCGAGCUGAGCCCCACACUUCCAGUAACCCGCAAAUCCGUGGGGACUUUCGUAUAUCAUGUUGAGUUUGUUUUACAGUAUAGAGAAUGAUCACUGUUGGUCUAUAGGUCUAUUCACAUUCUAUGACAUGUAUAUUUAUUUAGAUAAUAAAUCUAUUCACAGGU